UGGAGUAUUAAACGCUCUAGUACAGUACUGAACCCCUUAACAGUGAAAAUAUUUAAGGCUGUAAGAGAUCUUUUGAGCUCUACAGGGAGUUGAACCUCCAAGCAAUGUUGAUUUAAGCUCCUGGAAGCUGUGUGUUCAUGGAGGCCAGGCAGUGACCAGAGACCCAGAAUGGUGGUUAGUAUUGUGGCUGCAGCCAUGUUGGCCCUUUUGGGGCUUACAUAUGCCUAUCCUGACAGCGAUGCCCUGGAUACUGUAGAGGUAGGCCUAAGCAAACGGGACCUGGAGUUUAAUCAGUACGUUCCAGGGUAUAGGCUGAGAGGUGAGCCUAGCUGUGAGGCGCUCCGCGCGAUGUGGAGACAGAGCAAAAGAGAGGCGCGCAGAGCGACUUCGACUAACCAGUUACCCAGAACGAGGUCCUACAACUACGGAAGGCUUAGCGCCUUUGCCCCUGAUCCAAAGGCUCGGCCGAACAAGCACGCCUAUGGGCAUGUUCUUAAUUACCCAGUGCCACAGCGAGCAAGUCCCUUCGACACCCUGAGGGCCAUUCUAGGCCCCGGAGACCGCAGGGGUAUGUACGAGAAAGUGCACAGGAAGUUAGCUGCAGUUCGGGGCCCUGGACGUUCAUCCAAAGGCCGAUACGACGAACUACGGAGAAUCAUGACUGUGGAACAACAGGAACCACGUCCGCUAGCGCUGUCGCUUCGCGCGGCGCAGGAAACACAACCCAGCGCCAAGUCGCGACGGGACCCUGCGGGUUUGUACCCUAGAGCCCUGGGUGGGUCCACCCAAUUUAGUCAGCAGGGCUUUAUGGGACCCCUAUUACCAGCUGACUCAAGACAGCCUACCUUCGUACAGUGGCAGCCGUCUAUAUCACAUCCUGAUACGCGAGAAUGUGCUGAGCUGAGAGGAAAGAUGUGUAGAAGUGACUCUGACUGCAGGUGUUCAGGACUGUACCGCUGUAGUAAGGCCAGAUGUAAAGUCUCCAGUAAACUGCCAGUGGUGGAAGACAGCCCCGGGAGCCUGGUUUAGUGGACCAGUGGGAAAAACC
Messenger RNA from Cherax quadricarinatus, 1048 nucleotides. The record is from RefSeq and is a predicted model, not a curated record. Lineage: Eukaryota; Metazoa; Arthropoda; Malacostraca; Decapoda; Parastacidae.